AUGGCGGUUUCUUGGCAUCAUACGCGCAGAACGUCACAGUGGUUUCAAAGAAAUGGACCUAUGAAUAUCAACCACUACGCGAAUAAGAAGAGCGCUGCGGAGAGCAUGUUGGACAUUGCCCUGCUGAUGGCCAAUGCAUCCCAGCUGAAAGCUGUGAUGGAGCAAGGACCUUCUUUUUCCUUCUACGUCCCACUUAUUGUUCUCAUCAGCGUGUCACUCACACUGCAAGUUAUUGUGGGAGUGCUCCUGAUAUUCCUUGUAAAAUAUGACCUUAACAACCCUGCAAAACAUGGAAAGCUGGAUUUCCUCAACAACCUUGCCACUGGACUAGUAUUCAUAAUAGUAGUUGUGAAUAUUUUUAUCACUGCCUUUGGAGUGCAGAAGCCAGUUGCUGAGUCAGCACCAAGGCACUGA
Molecule: messenger RNA, 414 nt
Organism: Pterocles gutturalis (yellow-throated sandgrouse)
Lineage: Eukaryota; Metazoa; Chordata; Aves; Pterocliformes; Pteroclidae
Gene: NINJ1
Product: ninjurin 1
Exons: 3
Coding region: 1-414 (137 amino acids)
Biological process (GO): tissue regeneration; cell adhesion
Cellular component (GO): membrane
Source: RefSeq, a predicted model, not a curated record